Macroventuria anomochaeta is the source of this 189-nucleotide messenger RNA. RefSeq lists its product as uncharacterized. Bases 1 to 189 code for a protein of 62 amino acids. The record is from RefSeq and is a predicted model, not a curated record. The transcript has a single exon. Lineage: Eukaryota; Fungi; Ascomycota; Dothideomycetes; Pleosporales; Didymellaceae.
AUGUCCGGAGAGCAGACCCGUCAGGCUACUCAGCGGUCGCAUGGCUUCAUGUCAGCACUCAAGAAGCCCUUCCAGGGUUGGUCGAAGGAGCUCCUCCGCGCUCGCGACAAUGACGACGACGACUACAACUUCGCGAGCGGUAUGCGCCGUGGCACUCACCUGUACCGCGACCCCAGCGACAACGCCUGA